GCUGCAGUCCGCCCCCGCCAUUCUCCAGCCCACACACACGGCAAAAAGGCAGCCAGCAACCAAUACGGUGCGCGCGCGGAGGAUUUCUGCCACUGACUGCUGCAGACGAGCCACGGGGAUCCACUCCACAACAGUCUGAGCCGAGGACGCUUUGGGCAAAAACUGCAAGUGCCAUGUCUCUCCCUCGGACCCUGGGUGAGUUACAGUUGUACCGCGUCCUGCAGCGGGCCAAUCUGCUCUCCUACUAUGACACGUUCAUCCAGCAGGGCGGCGACGACGUGCAGCAGCUGUGCGAGGCGGCAGAGGAGGAGUUUCUAGAGAUCAUGGCUUUGGUGGGAAUGGCUACUAAACCUCUGCACGUGCGGCGUCUGCAGAAAGCUCUGAGGGACUGGGCCGCUAACCCCGCUGUGUUCAGCCAGCCCGUGUCCUCCGUGCCUCUGGGGGCACUACCAAUGUUUAAAGUGGAAGGGACAGGGACCAGAGCGGGCAAGAGUCUGAGCAACGGGCAGCCGGGGUCUCCAUGUGAAAGGGAGGACAGAGCCUGCCUGACCCCCAUGCACAGCGGCAGCCCCAGGAGCCCGUGCUCUCAGCCAUCUCCCCAGCCUCCGGACCACCACUACCGGGACAAACUCUCUCCCAUGGACCCCCAAUGGCUUUGCCCCGACCAGGAUGCCAACUGCCCCUCUGGCCCAGACGAAGAUACCCCCAGCCCCCCUCUCCUCUCCAUCUGCGCCCUGCCCUCCGCCUCCCCCAGCUCCUCCUCUACUCUAUCGGCCUGGUCGGGCGGUCAACUUGAUCCGGACACAGCCAAAGCAGUGAUAGAGAGUGUAGAUAGACUGUUAAGGACACUACCCAGAUCAGAUCCUACAGAGGUGAAGACGCUGCUAAGGAUGAACAAGAAGAUGGCAAAGACAGUGGGGCAUAUCUUCAAAAUGGGGGCGCAAGAUGUGAACAAGGAAGAGGAGAUCAGGAAAUACAGUUUGAUCUAUGGACGGUUUGAUUCGAAAAGGAGAGAGGGCAAACAGCUCACGCAUCAUGAGCUGAUCAUAAACGAAGCGGCCGCUCAGUUCUGUAUCCGAGACAACGCCCUCCUCCUCAGACGCGUCGAGCUGUUUUCUUUGGCUCGGCAAGUGGCCCGAAAAUGCGCCUACGCCUCGACCCUGAAACAUGCCAGGACCAACGCAGAGGAGAAUCACAUACUGCCUCUGAAGAGACCAAGACACGAGGUUUUGGUUCCUGAAAACUUGUCUCUUUUGAGCGUGGAAGGCCCUGAGAAUCUGAACCAACGCAACGAUGAAGACAGUUUAUCAGCGGAGAGUCUGGACAGUGUCUCACAUGAUGUCGGAUCGCAGUGUAACAAGUCGCCCUCUCCCCGCCCACACAACGACUCGUCCAAUCACGCGAACUGGAGUCGUCACCUGAUGCAGCAGACUCUGAUGGACGAAGGGCUGCGAUUGGCCAGACUGGUGUCACAUGACCGGGCGGCCAAAAUCAGCCUGGCGCCAGAGGGAAACCAUACAACAGAACACGACAACAACAGAAGAACCAUCGCAGUGUGCAGAAGCAGUAGCCCCAGUGUCACCAAAGAGGAGUCUUAUCAUCGAGCCAAAUGAACAAGGGCACUAUUAUAAACUCCAUCUAUCCAUAAGAAACUAUUAUAAACUUAAAAUCACAGAUCCUGCUAUGCUGUGAACAUGUGCUGUAUUCACUGGGGUUGUCAAAAGUAUCGAAAAUCAGAUACUAAUCAAAACUAAAACUAGUAUCGAAACUAGAACUCAUUUGAUCAAGUACUGAUUAUAUAAAAGUCAUUGUGUCAUCCUUAGUAUCGAAGUCAAGUUUGAAAUGUUAGUACCAUGACAACACUAGUAUUCACUAACAUGACCACUUGCAUGACUAAAAUAAAAAACAAAAUAGCUUUAAAAAUUGUUUAAAUUAGAUACAUUUUCUGUUAAGUUAAUUAUUUCCAAAACAGUGAAUUGUCCAUAGAGUUAAACAGGCCCCUGCCCUCUAUCUGAAAUUUCUACAACAAGUUAAACCCGUAUUGUUGUGUGUAUGAUUAUGUUUUCAUUUGGCUUGUUUGACUUUGGUGGGGCAGUAGGUGGCAGUAUAACUUUGUAAAAUAAAUUAAUGUUUAUAAUGGGGCACGGUGCGGACGUCAUUGUACAGUAUUGUAACAUAUAAAAAAUAUAGAGAGCUUUUUGUAGAUAGAGACGUGUAGAUUUUGUGCAGCUGAUAUUUAGAGUUGUGGUAACAGAUUAGCUCAAAACACAGUGUAACUACCUGCAUUCGCUCAUGUUCAGGAACUGUACUGUAUAUUAUAAUAUUGAAAAAUGUGUAACUUAUAUGGCUUGAUUUUCAAUGCAGCAGCUUCUAAGUUCAGAUCUUACCCUCAGAGCAGUGGUUUUCAGUUGGCCAAUCAGUGUGGUUUGGGGAAUUGAACUGGUGAUCUUCCCGUUCAGGGGUAAUUGCUCCGUUCAAACUACAACUUAUCAGCAUCUCACGAUGUAAAGGCUAUGUUUUGGUAAAGAGGUGGGUAGUAGUCAAAAAUUGUAAGUAAGAGUCCUGUUACUUCAACAAUAAUAGUAGUACAAAGAUAUUAAAUUACUAAAGACAUAAACUACUCAAGUAAUAGUAACAGUAAGAGUAACUGUUUUGAGGUAACUUCAGGUUUGUUAUUUGAAGUGAAUGUAAUUGGAAAGUUUAAAUAAUGAACAAAAUCUGGUAUUUUCAAACAGACACAAAAAUGAGACAAACUAAAUCAUCUCAAAUAAUUUCAUAUCGUCAACAUAAAGCUUUUUUCACUUGUGGACUUACUCAGUACGAAGUAAAAGUCUGUUGUGGGGAUGAACUGACCCAGCUUUUUCAGUUCCGAUACCGAUAUCAGUUCUUGUCGAUACCUGAUAUUAACCAAUACCUGUGUAGGGACAGAAAUGGGACUUAUUUCCUUAAAACACAGUUAGGUUAUUACACAAGAGAUCAAAUAGUGUUAUGUAACGGUUGUUUACCCUUCAAAUAACAACUGAACAGCUUUGUAUGAAUAAAAGUUACAAAUACUAGUUUUUCAGUAUCGGCUCAGAUAUUUUGAUACCAGUAUGGGAAUCUGUGCAUCCCUAAUUUUACUUUGUCAAAUAUAUUACUCAAGUUGGAGUAAAAGUAUGAUGUCUGAAAAAUCCUCUGAGAAGUACAGUUGUAUUUAAAAAGUUACUGAGUAGUACCCACCUCUGUUAAUAUAGAAAGAAAUACUCAAAGUAUUGAUUUUUUUGUAUCUGUUUUGUAAUAAAAACAACUUCUUCAAAAGUGAACAAAUAUAAAACAUAAUUUGAUCGGGUAAAUGUUGAGUCCAAUUAUGAAACCACUGCUUGUGCAUCUUCCACCUUCCCUCUCGCAACCUCCAGUGACCUCUUUGGUUUAUUACGUUGCAGAUUUAGAGAUUAUUUAUUUUGUUACAUCAUAAUAAAUGUUAUUUUAUUGCAC
Molecule: messenger RNA, 3474 nt
Organism: Periophthalmus magnuspinnatus
Lineage: Eukaryota; Metazoa; Chordata; Actinopteri; Gobiiformes; Gobiidae
Gene: nab2
Product: NGFI-A binding protein 2 (EGR1 binding protein 2)
Exons: 8
Coding region: 174-1613 (479 amino acids)
Biological process (GO): negative regulation of DNA-templated transcription
Cellular component (GO): nucleus
Molecular function (GO): transcription coregulator activity; transcription factor binding
Source: RefSeq, a predicted model, not a curated record